AUGGUCUCUGAUUCUGUGCGACUACAUGUAACGCCCUUGAGUCCCGAUCUCCUCCAGGUUAUUGUUGGCCCACGCCUGCUCAAGUCGAUCGCCAAUUUGUCCUAUCACACGAUCCAGACGUUUCCCGAGAACAACUACGGUUAUUUCGACCUCCCUGCCAUGGAAGCCGAUAAACUGAAAAAGAAGCUCAACGGGGCAAUAUUGAAAGGCAGGAAGAUUAGGGUCGAAGAGGCUCGACCAAAGAAACGCAGGCGUAUCGAGGAGCCGAGCAAAGAAGAUGACGAUCCCAGGCCGGAGCGUAAGCGGGCGAAGCCAAAGAAGUCCAAAGAGCGUAAUGUUAUUCAGGGCCACGAACUCCCCGUGGAUCGCAAAGUGAAACGCGGCUGGACAGAAGCCAAGUCCACCAAGUCAGGCAAAAAGAACAAGGGCAAAGCUGCCUCGUCUAGCUCAAAAUAUUCAGAUAAAGAUGAGGCGCUUUUUCGAACGAAGGUACCUCCCAAUAAACUUGACUGUGUGGAAGCAACAAAGAAGGAGAAGGACAAGUCGAAGAAGAAAGGCACGCAGCAAGUGGUGCACGAGUUUGAGAAGACCACAAUGCAACCUUCCUUCCUCAAACAAGAUAUUGGGCUAGGCUUAAAGGGAAAUCUACAGUACGUGGAGGGAGAGGGUUGGGUCGACGAACAAGGGCAGGUGGUUGAACAGGAACAUGAGCGCGUUUCCAAGCGCCGCGAGACAAUAAAGCGACGGGGUGGGACCCGUGACCCUCCAUCAUCCCCGUCGUCGUCGUCGUCGUCGUCCUCCUCCUCCUCCUCCUCCUCCUCAGACACUGCCGGAGUCGACGUGGAGUCCAGCUCUCCAGAUGUCGAGCAAAACGAGGAUACGAGCAGUUCGGGCUCUUCAUCUGACUCGGAUUCCGAGGAAGAGACGGUCAGGAGCGCGUCAGCCCAUGAGGCAUCGGAGGCAGAUACAAAACCAGGGGUGCAUCCAUUGGAGGCUCUCUUUAAGAAGCCGAAGGCGCCUUUUUCACAGGAUAUAGCAAAGCCAUCACUGGAGAUCUCGACGUCGUUCUCUUUUUUCGAGUCGGGAGAUCCUGAUGGCCUUGCAGAAGAGCCUGUCGUUCCAUUGACACCCUUCAGCUCUCAGGACAUGCGUUACCGUGGAUUACGGAGCGCAGCCCCAACGCCUGACACUGCUCACCCAAGCCGAUUCAACAGCUAUGGCAGCUCUGGACUACCAGGAGAUGAACCUCAAGAAGAGGACGAAGAGGGAGCUCACGCAGCCGAGUUGGACGCUGGAUCUGGGGCGCAGGAACAGCACGAAGAGCAAGCACCUCGUUCGCAAAGUGAUUUCGAGAAGAAGUUCUGGGAGAACCGGGCGGAAAACAAUCGGUCCUGGAAGCUAAGACGCAGGACUGUGCUCAAGGAGAAGAGGCAGCGUGAGAACAAGGCGCGCAGACCCCGGAACUGGUGA
Molecule: messenger RNA, 1470 nt
Organism: Fonsecaea erecta
Lineage: Eukaryota; Fungi; Ascomycota; Eurotiomycetes; Chaetothyriales; Herpotrichiellaceae
Exons: 1
Coding region: 1-1470 (489 amino acids)
Molecular function (GO): nucleic acid binding
Source: RefSeq, a predicted model, not a curated record